UUUUAAUACGUUUUGUGUUUUGUAAAGUAUUUUUGUUUUAUUAAUUAAUGUUAUUUCUAUGUGUAAAAUUUGGUUACGUAAAAUAUGUCUUAAAAAAGUUCCUACAUUUUUAAAUUUAUUAUUAUUUGUCUAAAUAUAUUAAUUACUCAUUUCGUACUUAGUGAGCCGGUAACUCUGCCAAAAGUAAUCUCAAAUUGUUAAGGAGAAAAACUAAUUCAGCUAAAAUAAGGUUUUGUCUCAAAUUUUAAUUUGCGAUAAUUUUUACAAUUAUUAACAAAACUUCUUUCCAAAAGCGGUCAAGGGAAAUAUGUUAACAUCGAACUAAUUCUAUUUUGCAAUGAACGCUUCAGUAAAUAAAAAUUAACAAAACGCGACAUAGAAGAAUAUAAAAAUAGAACAAAAUAUAUUAUUUGUUUUAUAAAGUAUCGAUUUUGAGUAACACUUGGGCGUUUGUAAAAAAACAAAAAUUUUUAAUGGCUGGAAGACGGAAACGUGGACGCCCACGUCGCGGUGAAGGACCCGCGCUAGAUGAUAUCGAUGUGCUGCUUGCACGUGAAUUUCAACAAAGACCGGCGUUUUAUGAUCGCAAUCAUCCUCAAUAUAGGAAUAGAGAUUACUUGGAUGGAAUGUGGAUGGAUAUGGCUGAGAGUGUGGGCCAAAAUGUUGCUAUAGUAAAAAAUCGUAUGGUUCAACUACGCAAUCGUUAUAACUUGGAAAAACGUCGAGUAGAAAUGUUACAGGACCAAUACAAUGAUCCAAGUAUUACAUCGCAAUGGCCAAUGUAUAAUUAUUUAGCAUAUUUAGGUGAUCACAUAAAAGCUCGUCGAUCGUUUACAAAAGAAGUGAUUGUAAGACCAAAAUCGGCUCCAUUUUCGAAUUCAAGACCUGUGCGUUUUGCUUAUUGCAGUGAUACUGAUGGAUGUGAUGAACCGAAUCCUUACCCGCCAACCCCGCCGGUUGCAGCUCCGCUAGAGAGGCAAUUAAGGACAGAUUUACCUAGUAAUGUAAAUGAGCCAAAUAAUAAUUCAAACUAUCAUGAAAUGAGACCGCCAAGUCCCGACAAAGAAAUGGAUAACAGUCCUUAUGGUAAUCCAAACUUGUGUAAGUUUAGAGCUUUUGGGCAGUUUUUAACUUCAUCAUUGAUUGAAAUGAAUCAAAAGGACGCUUUGUUAUUGGUAGAGAAGUUCACCACUGAUUUAGUAAAAUCAUUACUACUUGAAACACAUAAUAAGUCAUCAGAUGUACAAAUGGAAGUUGUUUUAAAUGGACAUAAUUGAUAAAUUUUAUAUUCCGUUUAUAUUCAUGUCUAUAUGUAAGUUCCGUUUACGUAUACAUGUAUUUCUAAGCAUUUUAACUAAUUUUAGAACUUGUCUACUUUCUUCUGGAAUUAGGAUAAAUGAAUAGUAUUAAGGGUACAUAUGUAAAUAUACAAUAUGUAAUAAUAGUUUUUUGCAUGAACAGAAUUUCACAUUCAUGGAUAACACGAUUAAUUAAUUCUUAAUAGCAACACAACACACACAAUCGUUAGACCUACGCUACCGUAGGUUUUUAACGUUCAUUUUGUAUUUAAUCCAAGAAAUUUUUCUGUUUUGAAAUGUGUGUCUGCAAUUCCAGUUGGUGUAAUAUUUGUUAACAGCAUAUUAAAAUAUAAAUUAAAACUUUUAAUAAAUAUAGAUGUGAAAUGGGCACAUUAAACUGUAUUUGAUUUGAAGAGUACAUAUUUGUAUAAGUAUAACUAAGCAAAUUGGAGUCAGUUCUUUGAUGCAAUUAUAUUUUUGGUUAGUUUAUUAAGGAAUUGUCAACUAAAAAAUUGAAGUUACCAGUAACAAUACAUAACUAUUUUAUUAUUUUGCGCCUAAUACAUAAAUUAACGAAACAAAUGGCAAAAUAAAAUAGGGAACAAAUUGCUGACAACAUGGCAGAUAAAUAAAUGCAUUAUUUACAAGAUA
Molecule: messenger RNA, 1949 nt
Organism: Bactrocera oleae (olive fruit fly)
Lineage: Eukaryota; Metazoa; Arthropoda; Insecta; Diptera; Tephritidae
Source: RefSeq, a predicted model, not a curated record